AAAUAAUCCUAUCAGUGCUCUAAAAUAAAAUGACGGGACACUCUCAAGUGAUGGGCUUGCAGUAGUGGAGAAAGAAACGGUGGUAAACGCACAUGCGAAAGCAAGGCCCAAUUGUCUUACACUACUACACAUACAGGAUACAGCUACUACAAUUUCCCCACUCAUCACUCACUCAUUUUCUCUUUCCUCCUCCUGCUUUUUGUCUCCAAUGCAAUAAUUCAAGAGAAGCAGACAACCACCCACCGCUUCCCUUUUUCACACCACAAUCACACACACAUAAAAAACCUGCUUCUCCCUCUUAUUUCUAUUCCAUUGCUACUUUACUCAUCAAAACACAGAAAAAUGGGCACGCCUCGUAAAGCGUCUCUUGCAGUGUUCUUACUUCUCUUUGUUGCUCUCUGCCAUGGGGCAACUUCGGCGAACAAGAAGACCACCUACAUAGUCCACGUGGCGAAAUCUCAGAUGCCGGAGAGCUUCGAGCACCACGCCGAGUGGUACGCUUCCUCUCUCAAAUCCGUUUCCGAAUCGGCGGAAAUGCUUUACACCUACGAGAACGCCAUCCAUGGGUACUCCACCAGGUUAACGGAGGAGGAAGCUCGUUUGUUAGAGGCACAGGACGGUGUCCUCGCCGUGCUUCCGGAGACAAAGUACGAACUCCACACCACGAGGACUCCGUUGUUCCUGGGCCUUGACAAGAGCUCGGAUCUUUUUCCGGCGUCGGAUUCCUCCAGUGACGUCAUCGUCGGAGUUCUCGACACCGGUGUUUGGCCAGAGAGCAAGAGCUUUGACGACACUGGGCUCGGACCCGUUCCCAGCACGUGGAAAGGCACGUGCGAAACUGGAACCAACUUCACUGCCUCUAACUGCAACAGAAAACUCAUAGGAGCGAGAUUCUUCGCCAAAGGCUACGAAGCCAUGCUAGGUCCAAUCGAUGUGACUAAAGAGUCUAAGUCCCCUCGCGACGAUGACGGCCACGGGACCCACACCGCCAGCACCGCCGCGGGAUCUGUUGUAACUGGCGCCAGCCUCUUUGGCUACGCACAGGGGACGGCGCGUGGGAUGGCCACGCGCGCUAGAAUCGCGGCAUACAAAGUAUGCUGGAUCGGAGGGUGUUUCAGCUCUGAUAUUCUCGCCGCCAUUGAUAGGGGCAUUCAGGAUAACGUUAACGUUCUUUCUAUGUCCCUUGGUGGUGGAAGCUCUGAUUAUUACAGAGACAGUGUUGCAAUUGGAUCCUUCGCUGCAAUGGAGAAAGGGAUUCUAAUUUCUUGUUCUGCUGGAAACGCUGGUCCCAGUCCUUCGAGUCUCUCCAAUGUGGCACCAUGGAUCACUACCGUGGGCGCGGGUACACUUGAUCGUGAUUUUCCGGCGUACGUUAGCCUCGGUAACGGGCUCAACUUCUCUGGUGUUUCCUUGUAUCGAGGUAACGCUUUACCUGAUUCUCCAUUACCGUUUGUUUACGCUGGCAAUGCAAGCAACGCGACGAAUGGAAACUUGUGCAUGGUGGGAACACUAUCGCCGGAGAAAGUUGCCGGGAAAAUCGUGUUGUGUGAAAGAGGAGUUAGCGCCAGGGUUCAGAAAGGUGCUGUGGUGAAGGCUGCUGGAGGAUUGGGAAUGGUGCUGGCUAACACCGCUGCCAACGGCGAAGAGCUUGUGGCUGACGCGCACCUACUUCCGGCGACGGCGGUAGGUGAGAAAGCCGGAGACGCCGUCAAGAAGUAUCUUUUUACUGACGCUAAGCCAACCGUGAAGAUCGAUUUUGAAGGGACUAAGGUAGGGAUCCAGCCGUCGCCGGUGGUGGCGGCGUUCAGUUCCCGUGGCCCCAAUGGUUUAACGCAACAGAUCUUGAAGCCUGAUCUGAUCGCACCGGGUGUCAACAUCUUAGCGGGUUGGUCCAGGGCGGUGGGUCCCACAGGCUUAGCCGUUGAUAACAGGCGCGUGGACUUCAACAUCAUCUCCGGCACUUCAAUGUCGUGUCCUCACGUGAGUGGCUUAGCUGCGCUGGUCAAAUCGGCUCAUCCUGAAUGGAGCCCAGCUGCGGUUCGGUCGGCUCUCAUGACAACGGCAUACACGGCUUACAAGAACGGCCAAAAAUUACAAGACAGCGCCACCGGAAAGCCAUCUACUCCGUUCGAUCACGGAUCUGGACACGUGGACCCCGUGGCGGCCCUUAAUCCUGGACUCGUCUAUGAUCUAACCCCUGAAGACUACCUAGGCUUCUUAUGUGCUUUGAACUACACCGAAGGUGAGAUCCAAAGCGUUGCGAGAAGAAAUUUCAAGUGCGACGCGGGAAAGGCUUACAGUGUGACCGAUCUCAAUUAUCCUUCGUUUGGUGUGGUGUUUGAAUCAUCAACGGGUGCGGUGAAGCACACGAGGACCCUCACUAACGUGGGACCCGCAGCAACGUUCAAGGCUUCUGUGACGUCAGAUUCCCCAUUGGUGAAGGUAUCGAUUGUGCCGCAGGUGUUGAGCUUCAAAGAGGGGGAGAAAAAGUCGUAUACAGUAACGUUCACUUCAUCUGGUGCGUCCCCACAUGGUAAUGCCUUUGGACGGUUAGAAUGGACGGAUGGGAAAACUGUGGUUGGAAGCCCAAUCUCAAUUAGUUGGUUUUAAGUUGUUAGGAAAAAAAUAAAA
This is a messenger RNA of Arachis ipaensis, 2631 nucleotides long. It is a transcript of the gene ARA12, whose product is annotated as Subtilase family protein. The record is from RefSeq and is a predicted model, not a curated record. Lineage: Eukaryota; Viridiplantae; Streptophyta; Magnoliopsida; Fabales; Fabaceae. Gene Ontology annotation, biological process: proteolysis. Gene Ontology annotation, molecular function: serine-type endopeptidase activity.